AGAAGCUGGAGCCUCCUAAUGCUAUUGUUUUUAGCAUUAUGACAUGUCAACUCAACCCUGUAGGUGGCUGUAGAGCUGGUAAUGUUUGGCAAACUGGGCCACACCUUAAUAACCUACAAACAGCAGCUCACACUGGUGUUUUACAGUUAGCUUAGCACUUUGUUUUUCUCUGUUUGUAUGAACUAGCAGCUCAGCCUUACAACAGAGAAAGCUAUCUGUGUUUACUCAACAGUGGCCGACAGAAAGAGUGACACUUCCAGCAGGACAUGGCCAGAGCAAAGUGGGAUCUGAGGACACAGAGAAAGUUCAGGUGGAGCGAUAAGGAGUGACAAGGGGGCUCGAGGGCUCAUGUCUACGUCACAAACACUCCCACCCCCCUCUGGAGAACACCUCAGCAUGGUGAAAACAGUGAAGAUGGAGCUGCUGAGAGCACUCGUCAGCGAGCGUUUGUCUGCAGCUGCUGAGGAGAUCUUCAAGAUUGUAGAAAGGACCAUCGUAGAAUAUGAAAAGGAAAUGUCCUGUUCAAAGUGGGUGGUGGACAACCACCGCAGACUGCUGGAUGUUGCCAAGCCCCACUGUGAAGACUCUCUCCAAAUGUCUGUCGCAGAUGUGAAGUUGCAGUGUGGCCUGCAGCAGCCUGCUGCCAGUGUGAACGUCAGUGUGCGCUGGGAGGAGCCAGGAAACGCCACGUCAGAGCCCUACAUGAACAACACUCAUCCAGGCUCCUCUCCUGCUGAUGAAAAUGAUCCAGAGAUACUGAUUGAUAUUGAUGAGGAUGACGAUUUUGAUGAUGAUGAUGAUGACGAUGAUGAUGUGAAGCAGGAGUGUGACCUGAACAUGCCUUUGAAAAUCCUCAAAGUGAACAAACCGUUCAAAUGUCCUGUCUGCUUGAGCAGCUUUUCUUCCAAAAAGACGAUGGUACGCCACGUCAAAAAGCACCCGGAGGACAAUUCGUCACGUUACCAGUGCCAGUUCUGCGAACGCUGCUUCUGCCACAGGUCGGAAUUCAUCAUUCACACCAGGACACACAAAGGCGCCAAACAAUACAGGUGCCAAGACUGCGAGGAAAGCUUUGACGAGAGGGAGAGUCUGCUUAUUCACAGACAGAAACACACUGUGGAGAAACCAUAUUGUGGUUUUGGUGAAAAGGUGGAGGUGGAGGGGGAAACUCACCUCAGAUCAGUAACACCUGUUACUAAGAUUGAAGAAGAGCUGGACUGCAGACAGGAUGAGUCUGACAUUAAGACAUUUCCAUUUACUAUCGCUCCCUAUGAUAAAAGUGAGUUUGAUCAGGAGUCUCUGCAGCCCCUGUGUCUUUACCAAAUCCAGACUGUUGCUGAUAUAGAUAAAGACUCUUCAGCCGCAGUUACAGUUGAUCACAUAAAAACUGAGCCAGCUGGAGCUGAUGUUGGAGUAUCAGACAUUACCACAGAGGAUCAGUUGCUCCUUUCAGUGAACCCAAGUGCACAGGGUGAUGGCGAGACGGGGCCCAGACAUCUCAAUAUAACAAAUAUCCUACCGCAAAGACCUUCAGGAAAACCCACCGAGCUCAUCGUUCAGUUCGAAGCAGGGACGGCACAGAAACCCUACAAGUGUCCUUGUUGCACCAAAUGUUUCUCCUUGACUAAGACUUUAGCGAGACACAUACGGAUCCACACGGAGGACAAACCGUAUCAGUGCCAGUUUUGUGGGAGGAACUUCUGUCAGAAGUCCGACCUGGUCAAUCAUACGAGGAUACACACGGGAGAGAGACCGUACCAGUGCCCAGUGUGUCGCAAAUCAUUCGCACAGAAAGGCAACCUGGUCGUUCACACGAGGAAACAUACGGGAGCUAAACCGUAUCGGCAAAGAUGUCAAGAGUGCAGCUGUAGCUUUAGUCAGAGGUCAUCUUCUUUCGACUGUCACAUGCAGAGCCACAGAUAGUACAAGGAGUUCACAGCUUUGUCCUAAGACUGGGUAUCAAACCUCAGUACUUUGUUUGGUACUGAGUCAAAUGUGUCUGUAGCAAGUAGCAAGUACUGAAAGCUGGAAUUGAAUGUCUGGUCAGACUCAUAAUCUUGAUUAGUUAUUCUUUGAUUUCCCAGUUCAGAUUUAAAUCAAGUUUACCGCUUGACAAAACAAACUCACCGCGAGGUCCAUUAGUACAGUCUAAAAUACGCCC
Molecule: messenger RNA, 2161 nt
Organism: Sebastes umbrosus (honeycomb rockfish)
Lineage: Eukaryota; Metazoa; Chordata; Actinopteri; Perciformes; Sebastidae
Product: zinc finger protein interacting with ribonucleoprotein K-like
Exons: 4
Coding region: 349-1923 (524 amino acids)
Biological process (GO): regulation of transcription by RNA polymerase II
Molecular function (GO): DNA-binding transcription factor activity, RNA polymerase II-specific; RNA polymerase II cis-regulatory region sequence-specific DNA binding
Source: RefSeq, a predicted model, not a curated record